ACCCUUUUCCAAGUCUUUUCCCAGUUCCGCCGCUGGAGGAGAGAGGAGGCGAAGUGGAAGAGGUGGAGGCAAACUCGGGGCUGGGCUGAGUUGACCCCUCCCAGAGCCCUGGGCAAAUGGGGUGGGGGAGAGUGGUAACCCAGGAGGAGAAAAAGAGUGUAAGUGGAAGAGGAGGAGGAGGAGAAGGAGGAGAAGACGGGAGAAUACAAAGUCAACAUGUUAGGAACCAAAUUUUGGGACCGUUUCAUCCGGCAGAUCAAGAGAAACCCCGGACUCAUUCCGCUAAUCAGCUUCAUUGGCCUGGGGAUGGGCAGCGCUGCACUUUACCUGCUUAGACUCGCCUUACGCAGCCCAGACGUCAGCUGGGACAGAAAAAAUAACCCAGAACCUUGGAAUCGCCUGAGCCCCAAUGACCAGUACAAGUUCCUCGCAGUCUCCAUGGAUUACAAGAAACUGAAGAAGGAUCGGCCGGACUUCUGAAGUGGGAGGCCUCUAGGAGGGGUGUGUGUGUAUGCGUGUGUGAAGGUGAAGUGUUCUUGUAGGGGGACUGAGGUCCAGUGCCUGUGACCGGGUGGAGCUGGGCCGAGGGGAGACGGGCAGGAGACUGGGUGUGUGGACGCCAAUAAACACCAUCACCAAAGUC
This is a messenger RNA of Phascolarctos cinereus (koala), 643 nucleotides long. RefSeq names its product cytochrome c oxidase hypoxia associated subunit FA4L2 (gene COXFA4L2). NCBI's taxonomy places the organism in Eukaryota, Metazoa, Chordata, Mammalia, Diprotodontia, Phascolarctidae. Gene Ontology annotation, cellular component: respiratory chain complex IV. The record is from RefSeq and is a predicted model, not a curated record.